AUGGCGGAAUCCUGUCCUAGACCUAAAUUCGCAAAGAUUGUACUCGGUAUUGGAUGUUUUUUCCUUGGUGUUACCGUUGUUUGUUUUUUAGCUGGUGGUCCACUCUAUCUUCAAGAGUAUAAUAAAAUGCGAUUCUAUGUGAAGGAUUCAUGUCGUGUUCGAUCAGCGGGCUAUGAUAGAAACGAUAAAUGCCCUGGAGAAAGUGGGACGAAAUCCCGAAUAUAUAGAGUGUGCUAUAUAGCAGUUUGGCAUGUUGAAUUUGGUCCAAAUAGAAUAUUUAAAGCAACUAUACGAAGCGACAGACAUGGGUCUUAUCAAUCCGUAGACAGUACAUCUGAAAAAUAUAAGGCUGGUUCUUCGUAUCCAUGUUGGUAUAAUUCAAAAAAACCAUCGCAAGUAACAUGGUAUGGUCCAGUCACUAUUUAUUCUUUCAUUUUACUUUUAAUUGGUGCAAUAUCAAUUCCAUUUGCCAUCAUUUUUUUGAUCGCUUUCUGUCGCCUACGAACUCGUGCUGAUUUAUAG
Adineta steineri is the source of this 522-nucleotide messenger RNA. The record is from the annotation of a GenBank genome assembly. Lineage: Eukaryota; Metazoa; Rotifera; Eurotatoria; Adinetida; Adinetidae.